Molecule: messenger RNA, 495 nt
Organism: Leptosomus discolor (cuckoo roller)
Lineage: Eukaryota; Metazoa; Chordata; Aves; Leptosomiformes; Leptosomidae
Source: RefSeq, a predicted model, not a curated record
AUGCAAAGUCUGCAGGACGAAGCCACUUGCUCUGUCUGCCUGGAGUUCUUCAAAGACCCCGUGUCCAUCGAGUGCGGGCACAACUUCUGCCGGGCGUGCAUCAUCAAGAGCUGGAAGGACCUGGAGAUGGACUUCCCCUGCCCGCAGUGCCGAGAGGUCUUCCAGCAGAAGAGCUUCAGACCCAACAGGCAGCUGGCAAACAUGUCCGAGAUCAUCAGCCAGUUCACCCUCCGCGGGGCCAAGGGUGCCGAGGAGGACGGGCUCUGCGUGAAGCACAGGGAAGCCCUGAAGCUCUACUGCAAGGACGACCGGAGAACCAUCUGCGUGGUGUGCGACAGGUCCCGGGAGCACCGCCCGCACGCCGUGGUGCCUGUCGACGAGGCGUCCGAGGAGUACAAGGAGAAAAUCCAGGGACGCCUGGAUUUCCUGAAAAAGGAGAGGCAGGAGCUGCUGGAGUUCAAAGUGAACGACGACAAGAAAACCCAGGAGCUCCUG